Molecule: messenger RNA, 687 nt
Organism: Fusarium keratoplasticum
Lineage: Eukaryota; Fungi; Ascomycota; Sordariomycetes; Hypocreales; Nectriaceae
Product: Histone H1
Exons: 5
Coding region: 1-687 (228 amino acids)
Biological process (GO): nucleosome assembly
Cellular component (GO): nucleosome
Molecular function (GO): DNA binding; structural constituent of chromatin
Source: RefSeq, a predicted model, not a curated record
AUGCCUCCCAAGACCGCCGCCGCGAAGAAGUCUGGCCACGCCAGCUACCAGGACAUGAUCACUGAUGCCAUUGUCAACCUCAAGGACCGAAAGGGCUCUAGCCGUCAGUCCCUGAAGAAGUAUGUCAAGGCAAACAACACUCUCAAUGUCACGGACAACAUGUUCGACUCGCUCUUCAACAAGGCCCUGAAGGCUGGCGUUGACAAGGGCAUCUUCGAGCAGCCCAAGGGUCCUUCUGGUGGCACCAAGCUCGCCAAGAAGCAGCCUGAGCCUAAGAAGGAGAAGAAGCCUGCCCCUGCUCCCAAGAAGGAGGCUGCCGAGAAGGCUCCCGCCAAGAAGCCCGCCGCUAAGAAGGCCGCUGCCCCCAAGAAGGCUGCCGCUGAGAAGAAGCCUGCUGCCGAGAAGAAGGCUGCCGCUGAAAAGCCCGCUCCUGCAAAGAAGGCUGCUCCUAAGAAGGCUGCCGCCGCUGCCACUGAGAAGAAGGCUCCUGCUGAGAAGAAGGCCGCCGCCCCCAAGAAGGCUGCUGCUCCCAAGAAGGCCGAGAAGGCUGAGAAGGCCGCCGAUGCCCCUCUCACCAAGACCAAGACUGGUCGCGUCACAAAGCCUGCCAAGGCCGCCCCCACAAAGAAGGCUGCCGUGUCGAAGAGAGCAGCAGCGCCCAAGAAGGCUGCUGCCUCCAAGGCGUAG